AUGUCUUCUAAGGAUUGGAGGCAGUGGUUGAAACUGACCAAAAAACAGUUACGACAGCUGGGUCGUACGAUCGAUCAAGAGCUGGGAAAUGUGCUGGAACGUCAUAUGCCCGCACAUGCUGGUAGGAUGAUGAAAGUUCCUGUACCAGUUAGGAACACUCCUGCUAGGUUCCCUGUGAGAAAUAUUACUUCCCGAAACUUUCAUCAAAUUGCUAGAUCUAGUGAGGGUUUGGGCCGUCAGCAACUGACUCGCAACAUUUCACAGGGUAAAAAUUCUGUGAGAAGUGGAGUUACUUUGUUUUCAUCUGGAUCGAGAGUUCCUAAUGGAACUCCUCGUGGUUUGUUUACGAACUGGAAUAUGACUAGUUCAAGAUUCUCCUCAGGAAGAAUGUAUUCUACCGCUAGUAUUAAGUUCACUCACGAAGCUGUUAACAAUAUGUCAAUCUCAUUGCGUUGUUUCUUCAACUCACUCAGCGGAUUCAAACCAACCGAUCAGAGCACUCAAGUGCGCAUGAAAAGUUUCAUGGAGCCUUCUUCUAAGCUUUCUGGGAAAGACAUUUCCUUGAUUCGUGAGAUGGAAGUGUUCGACAUGAUCGCUAAUCACAAAACCGAAUGUCUUUAUGCCGGAUCCGAAUCCGAAACUUUCGGUGCAUUUGUUGAAUUUCAAAUGCCAAAGCUUGAUCUCGAAAACGUUGUCCCUGCUAUGGUUUUUGUUAACGAUUCGAUAGUGGAUGAUCUACAAGACGAAAUUGCAAGAUACACCAAGUCUUUGAAAGAACUUCAAGAGGCCGUCCGACGAAUCUAUGAAAAUUAUGGGUCAUUGCCAUUGACGUUCGAAGGGGGCCGACUGCGCAUCCAUUUCCCCAACCUUACAAUGAUCGAAGCAGAGAAACUUAUUGUGGAUCUGGGGAUAACCUUGGGUUGUGUUUAUCCAGAUCAUGAACGGCGGGGUGCGGGACCCAACAAAGAUGAUAAUAUUCUAUCCAAUGUCAAUUCUUUUAAUGAUUUAUCAAGCAUCGAUUUGCAUUGCUCUUCUGUCCUAUCGGAAUCGUGCUCCUCUUGGGAUCAUUACCAGCUCGUUUGA
Messenger RNA from Torulaspora delbrueckii, 1083 nucleotides. It is a transcript of the gene SPG5, whose product is annotated as Spg5p. Gene Ontology annotation, molecular function: proteasome binding. The transcript has a single exon. The coding region runs from base 1 to 1083 and encodes 360 amino acids. NCBI's taxonomy places the organism in Eukaryota, Fungi, Ascomycota, Saccharomycetes, Saccharomycetales, Saccharomycetaceae. Gene Ontology annotation, biological process: proteasome assembly. The record is from RefSeq and is a predicted model, not a curated record.